Messenger RNA from Mustela erminea (ermine), 4490 nucleotides. RefSeq names its product chromosome 12 C9orf40 homolog (gene C12H9orf40). Lineage: Eukaryota; Metazoa; Chordata; Mammalia; Carnivora; Mustelidae. The coding region runs from base 289 to 882 and encodes 197 amino acids. The record is from RefSeq and is a predicted model, not a curated record. The transcript has 2 exons.
CUGGCCGGCGCGAGUACGCGCGCGCACACUUGUGCGCAGGUUCGAAUCUCCGCCGCUUCGCGGUAGCUCCCCAACGUCCGGCAGUACUUCGAGUGCAGGGAGGGCAGCGCGCGCGGUGGCGCCGGGCCCAGCCGCCCCGCCCCCUCCGCCCGCCCCACCUGCCCGGCGCCCCCUCGCCCUGGGCUGGUCCUCGCCGCCCUCGCGCGCCCCGCCCUCGCCCUCCGCCCGCAGAGUUAUCCGCGCUCGGCCUCCCGCGCCCGGCGGGCUCCGCCCGAGGCUCCGGGGCCCAUGGCCAAGCGGCGUGCGGCCGAGCCGCUGACGUUCCACGUGCCUUGGAAGCGGCUCCUGCUCUGCGACUUUCCCGAGGAGCCGCCGCCGCCCCCGCCGCCGCUCUGGAUCCCGCCGCCGGGGGCCUCCCAUCCCGGGCAGCCCGUCGGCGUCCCGGAGCUGCCCCGAAAGCGCAAAAUCGACGCGGGGGCUAUGACUGAGCCUUCAGCUUCGCCCAGCAAGCGUCGCGACGGCCGGGACAGCGGCGUUCCGGGCGGCGGGCAGCGUGAGGGCCGAGGCCUGGAGACGGGCGAGCCGCCGCUGCAGCAGCCUCCGGUGCGGCCCCGCGGGCCAGGGGAGGAGCCCCGGGGCGCCCGGCCCCCGAGGGGCGGUGGCGACGACGGGGCGGGGCGCACAGAGCCCCGGCCGGGAGACUGGGGUGCAGCACCGCGCCAGCUCAAUGAAGAAUUUUGGCAGUAUAACUCCUUCCAAUAUUGGAGGAAUCCUUUACCACCUAUUGAUCUGGCAGACAUCGAAGAUGUAGUUGAAGAUAACCUGCCAGAAGCAACGCUUCCAGGCAAGAAUGAAGUGGUUGAGAUUGACAUGGAGUCCUGACAGAAGGAGUUGAAGAACAGGUUUUUCUGAAUUUGAGGAGACAUCUCUUAAACGAAUUCACAUAUUCUUAAGGAGAAACGUUAUUUUCCAUACUUGAUGUGAUACCAUUCCCAAACCCAAGAAAUGAGGAAAGUUGUUUGAAAAAUAAAUACCUACAGUCACUACUGAAACUCCCAAGGGGGUUUGUUAAGGAUAUAGUACAGUUACAGGGGAAGUAUUUUAUAUAUGUACUCUUAAAGAAAAAUUUAUGUUUAGACUUGAAAUUUGAACAUACUGAUCUUAUAAAAAGGAAUUCUGAUAGUUUUCAAAGUAGGUGGAGAACACAUACUUCCUCUUCUCUGUACCAAAAAGUUAAUUUGUGGUACAUGAAGUGAAUAUUGUUUUAUAAUAACCCUUAUUAAUAAAAUGCUUUCUAGUACAUUGUAUUGCCUCUUCUUAGUUGAACAGAUAGCCAACUUAAACAUCUAUGCAAACUUAAAAUGUGGGGGAUUCUUAAAGGUGGCAUAGUUUUAAAAGAACUUUCUAAAUGUAAAGUAGCGAAAAUUUCCAUUUGGGUAGCAUGUUUGCAUAGCUUCCAGUGUUUGAUACUUGUUUAACUCUACUUUGGGGAAUCAUUAAUGGUUAAAGAACAAUGAGGAGCAAAUAGGUGUUGCCCCCCUGCUCUUUUCCUAGGUAAGAAGAAAGAAAUUUAGUUGUAUUUUUAAAUUUCUUGAUUUUGAAUUGUUUUGAGGGCAUGGUUUCUAUUGCUUAUUACUUUAGACUUGUUCUCAACACAGAAAACACUUCAGAAAUCCUUGCCUGAGCCCCACUGGAGAGAUUCCCAUUUAAUUGAGAUGGGCCUUAGGUAUAGCUAUUUUUUAAAACACCAGUCCUCCUUUUCCCCAAUCCUAAUGCGUGGACAACUUUGAGAACCACUAGACUAAUGGUAGUUUUUCCUGUUUAAAGGAGAUAACUCAUUUGAGAUGAAGCAACUCCUCUUCAUUAGCUUUGUUUUUAUUUUGUUCUUUCAGUGACUUUGUUACAAGUAAGUUAUUGUGUUACUGUUAAAAAAAUAAAGUAAGCAGUUUGUGUUUGAGUUGAAUAUCAAUGAUUAAGUUAAUUAACUUUUGUACUACGUCUAGAGUGUUGGAUUUGUAAUUGAGUAACUUGUCCCUGUAUACUUUUUGUUGUUAAUGACAGUAGAUCCAAAAUUGAGAAAGGGUAAUAAAUGCCAGUGAGGGGGGGGGGGGAAACAAUGUUGUGUAUAUACCUGUAGGAUUUAAGUAUGGGUUGACAUUAAUGAGAAUAUUAGAACAGAAGACUUGUACUGUGGUUAAGAAUUAAGGCUUUGGUGUCAGACAUGAUUCAAAGGUUUGUACUGCCACUUUCUACCUAUGUAACAUUAAGCAAGUUAUUUUUCAUCUUUGAGCCCCAGGUUCCUUAACUGUAAUAUGAAAAACAAUAAAUAGUAUCUACCUCACAGAGGCUAUGUUGAUUGUCAAGCAGUGUACCAAGUACUCUUUACCUGCAUCUUGUUUAAUUCUCAUAAUAACCUUAUUGUAGGUUAAAAAAAUAGUAUAAACGUACUUUUUGUAGUUAUACUUACACUUUAAGUUGCCACUAGAAAUUUCAGGAUAAGAACUGGAAUUGAAAUACCAAGGAUGGCAAGCAAGUGGGGGAAGCAGUUAAAUUGCUGUAGAAGGAAAAAACGGUCAACCUUCUUCCCCCUUGUGUUUGACCUGAGGGUAGGAGAGGGUCCAUUUUUGUUCAGUGCUCUUCCUACUGACUAGAACAGUGCCUGUCACAUAGUAGAUAGUCAAUAAAAACUGCAUGAGCAAAUUAAUGAGUGUUCUUCUCUAUUGAUGGGAAGGUAACGGCAACCGUUUUCUCAGAACAUAUCACAAAGCUAGGCAUUUUACCAAAGAUGUGCAUACAAAAGAUGUCACAGAGAUGAAAUAAUAAAACAUUGGAAAUAGUACAACACUGGAAACAAUAAUGUAAAAACUAAGACCUAUCUACCUAUCGACCUAUUGAACUAUAGGAGGUGGUCAUUUAAUGAGAAAUUUCCUAGGAUGCUACAUUGCAGGUGAGUGAAUAGGAGACUCAAAGAGUAGCUCAGAUGGGUUCCUGGCUGGCUCAGUUGGUAGAGCUAUGCAACUCUUGAUCUCAGGGCUGUGAGUUCAAGCCCCACCAUCAGUAUUAAAGCUUACUUGAAAAAACAAAUCAAAACGCAAUGUUUUGAGCAUUAUAUGUCAAAUAGCAUACAAAACUGUAAGGUAAAGAUUCAGGGAAAAUAUUUGCUAUCAAUAUGUUGAAGGCUGAACAUUUUUAUAUAGAUGUGUACAUAGUUUAAUGUAAACAUUUAAAUGAGUUUAAUAUGUAGAAUAUGAAUAUGUAAAGAUGUAUACAUACGUGUGUGUGUGUGUGUGUGUGUGUAUACAGAGAUAGGGAUUUGAUAUAAUUCUAUCCUUUUAGAAAAAAUUGUUAGUAAGUAAACCUCAAGAUAAUUCAGUAAAAUUAUUUGGUGGAUAAAUUAAGAUGGAAGCUUAAAAGAAUUUUUUUUGAGUUGUAUACACUUCACCCAGAUUCCCUAAUAUAUCUUAUUCCAUUAGCACAGUACAAUUAUGGAAAUGAGAAAAUUAAUGUUCAUAUAUUUCUAUAAUGAGGACAUGGAAAGAGUGACUUCAGGCAAGUCUUAAGGGAUAUGUCAAAAAAUGUACAAAUACUAGACUUUUCAAAUUUUACCACCAUCUCACUAACACCCUUUUUCUGGCCCAAGAUUCAAUCCAGGGUCACAAUUUAUUUUUUACCUGUAGUAUCUCUUCAAUCUCCUUUAAAUCAGUUCCUCAGAAUUUAUUUGCCUUUCAUGACCUUAGUACUUUUUGCAGAGUACUGAUCAGUUAUUUCAUAGGGUAGCCCUGGAUUUUGGUUUGUCUGAUGUUUCUCAGAAUUACGCAUUUUUGGUGAGAACUCUGUAGAAGCAAUGUAUCCUCAAUGCAUUCACCCCAGAAGGCACUGGAUAUCAACCUGUCUUGUCACUGGUGACUAUAAAUUAAUUACUUGGUUAACUUGAUGUUGGCCAGGUUUCUCUGUUAUAAAGUUAGUAUUUUCUCCUACGUAAUAAUUAUCCUCUAGAAGACACUUUGAGACUAUGUAAAUAUCCCAUUUCUCAUCAUAUUCUGAAUGAAUUUUAGGAUAUGUUGAUGAUUCUUACAUGAAAUAUUUAUUGCUCUGGCAUAUGUCAAAUGGUAACUUGGUAUUUCCAUUAUCCGUCCUACAUCUAUUAACUGGAAUUCUGUAAAGCAUCACUUUUCCUUUCACCCCCAUUUUUUAUUUAGUGAUUUAUAGCAGUAUAGAUUAGCAGGCAUAUAUUUUAUUAUAUGAAUUAUAACAUGUUGCCGUCAUUAUUUUGUUGUACAAAUUAUCGCAACAGAUCUAGCCAUAUGGGAGGCCCUCUGAAUUGAUUCUUGUGCCCUUCUUCUUUUUCUAACAUUUAUUGUGAAUACUGGUUAACAUUGGCAAUGCACUUUUGCAUUUACAAGAUUAAUGGAUGAAAAUUGUGCCACCUGUGCAAUGCUGUGAUUUUCACUGAACAGUUUGAACCUUGGCAUCCUCUUCAGAGAAUGGGG